Molecule: messenger RNA, 168 nt
Organism: Zymoseptoria tritici IPO323
Lineage: Eukaryota; Fungi; Ascomycota; Dothideomycetes; Mycosphaerellales; Mycosphaerellaceae
Exons: 1
Molecular function (GO): protein binding
Source: RefSeq, a predicted model, not a curated record
AGUCUAGCACUCUACAACUUUGAGCCCGAAAACGACAACGAACUGCGACUUGUGGAGGGCCAGACGAUCUUGGUCAGCUAUCGGCAUGGACAAGGGUGGCUGGUCGCCGAAAAUCCGAAGACGGGAGAGCAGGGUCUGGUGCCGGAGGAGUACGUGAGACUGUUGAGG